This is a messenger RNA of Meriones unguiculatus (Mongolian gerbil), 2296 nucleotides long. It is a transcript of the gene Tomm70, whose product is annotated as translocase of outer mitochondrial membrane 70. The transcript is spliced from 12 exons. The coding region runs from base 161 to 1996 and encodes 611 amino acids. Gene Ontology annotation, molecular function: protein binding. NCBI's taxonomy places the organism in Eukaryota, Metazoa, Chordata, Mammalia, Rodentia, Muridae. The record is from RefSeq and is a predicted model, not a curated record.
GGGCUUCCGGUGACCUCUGGCCCUUUCCUGUCGUCCGCUCCUGCUGCCUGGCGUGCUCGCUCGCGCGUUGCUUUCCCCCCCACGCUCCCGGCUUCCUUUCCACGCUGCCCGGUGACCGUGGCGCCCGCGACCGGCGCGGCGGCGGCGGAGGACAGUCGUCAUGGCCGCCUCUAAGCCCGUGGAGGCGGCGAUGGCGGCGGCGGCUGCUCCCGGUUCUGGAAAUGGAGUGGGCGGUGGCGGCGGGACUGGGGUCCCCGGCUCGGGCGCGGGGACCCUGCCGCGAUGGCACGUGGCGCUGGCCAUCGGGGCGCCGCUGUUGCUGGGUGCUGGGGCUAUGUACCUGUGGAGCCGAAGGCGGAGGCGCCGGGAGGCGGGAGGCCGGGGCGACGCCAGCGGCCUGAAGCGCAACAGUGAACGGAAGACCCCGGAGGGCAGGGCCAGUCCGGCCCUGGGCAGCGGCCACCCCGACGGUUCUGGUGACUCCCUGGAAAUGAGUUCUCUGGAUAGAGCCCAAGCAGCCAAAAACAAAGGCAACAAAUAUUUCAAAGCAGGAAAAUAUGAGCAAGCUAUUCAGUGCUAUACUGAGGCUAUUAGUUUGUGCCCUACUGAGAAGAACGUAGACCUUUCUACGUUUUAUCAGAACAGAGCUGCUGCCUUUGAACAGUUGCAAAAAUGGAAAGAGGUGGCACAAGAUUGUACAAAGGCUGUUGAACUUAACCCCAAAUAUGUGAAAGCUCUCUUUAGACGUGCAAAAGCCCAUGAGAAGCUAGACAAUAAGAAGGAGUGUUUAGAAGAUGUCACUGCUGUGUGUAUAUUAGAAGGAUUCCAAAAUGAGCAGAGCAUGCUGUUAGCUGAUAAAGUUCUGAAACUUCUCGGGAAAGAAAAUGCCAAAGAAAAAUAUAAGAACCGUGAACCUCUGAUGCCAUCUCCACAGUUUAUUAAGUCUUACUUCAGUUCUUUCACGGAUGAUAUAAUUUCUCAACCAAUGCUUAAAGGAGAGAAGUCUGAUGAAGAUAAAGACAAGGAAGGAGAAGCUUUAGAAGUAAAAGAAAAUUCUGGAUAUUUGAAAGCUAAACAAUAUAUGGAAGAAGAAAACUAUGACAAAAUCAUAAGUGAAUGCUCAAAGGAAAUAGAUGCUCAAGGCAAAUACAUGGCAGAAGCAUUGCUACUACGAGCCACCUUCUACCUGCUUAUUGGCAGUGCAAAUGCAGCCAAACCUGACUUAGAUAAGGUCAUCAGUUUGAAGGAAGCUAAUGUGAAGCUUCGAGCAAAUGCCCUUAUCAAAAGAGGCACCAUGUGCAUGCAGCAGCAGCAGCCUAUGCUGUCUACUCAGGACUUCAACAUGGCUGCGGAGAUCGAUCCUCAGAACUCAGAUGUUUAUCACCACCGAGGGCAGCUGAAAAUUCUCCUUGAUCUAGUUGAAGAAGCAGUGGCGGAUUUUGAUGCGUGUAUUAGAUUAAGACCCAAAUUUGCUUUGGCACAGGCUCAGAAGUGUUUUGCGUUGUAUCGCCAGGCAUAUACAGCAAACAAUUCUUCACAAGUCCAGGCAGCUAUGAAAGGUUUUGAAGAGGUCAUAAAGAAAUUUCCAAAGUGUGCUGAAGGCUAUGCACUUUAUGCCCAGGCAUUAACAGAUCAACAACAGUUCGGUAAAGCUGAUGAAAUGUAUGAUAAAUGUAUUGAUUUGGAACCAGAUAAUGCUACAACUUAUGUUCAUAAAGGUUUACUUCAACUUCAGUGGAAGCAAGAUUUGGAUAAAGGUUUGGAGCUGAUCAGCAAAGCUAUUGAAAUUGACAACAAAUGUGAUUUUGCAUAUGAAACCAUGGGAACUAUUGAAGUGCAGAGAGGAAACAUGGAGAAAGCCAUUGAUAUGUUCAACAAAGCUAUCAACCUGGCCAAGUCAGAAAUGGAGAUGGCUCAUCUUUAUUCACUUUGCGAUGCUGCCCAUGCCCAGACAGAAGUAGCAAAGAAAUACGGAUUAAAACCACCAACAUUAUAAAAACCUGGGGAAAACAGACUGACUCUUUGUAAAAGAAGUUUACCCCCUCUUCAACUGAACCCUGAAGACACUGUCAUGAAUUGUUGAAUGGUGGAACUUAGGAUUCCCUUUGUGAUGUUGUCAUUCAUUACAUCUGUUUCAUGUUUAGGUGUUGUGGGCGUGGCUGUUGAAGGAAGUUUGCAGUCUUGCAGCUUUUAUUCUCUGUGCAACAAAAGCUUAGAACCUGUUAAAGGGAUAUUAAAACAAAGUUGUAGAAUACAAACAGUUAAUUGGCCAUGCAAAUAAAAACUUUGAUUUGUU